Molecule: messenger RNA, 1331 nt
Organism: Macadamia integrifolia
Lineage: Eukaryota; Viridiplantae; Streptophyta; Magnoliopsida; Proteales; Proteaceae
Exons: 1
Coding region: 110-682 (190 amino acids)
Source: RefSeq, a predicted model, not a curated record
CUCACAACUUCUUCUCACAAGAGAUAACAAUAUCAUCUGUCCACACUUCAACUUCAAGUCCUUCAUAGUUCCUAAAAACUUAAGAGGGGUUUUCUCAAGUUUGUGAUUCAUGGCACCAAACGGUGACACACUUGUUACUUCCUAUUCAAGGACUAACAACUUAGGAACCAAGCCAGCAAGGCUGUCCAUGGAAAGCCUGCAAAGGACUCUUUCCGACAUCUCCUUCGACCUAAGCAAAGAAGCAAUCGAUUUAAAGCUCCCGACGAUCACUGAAGUAGAGGAUGCAAAGUGUGAGUGUUGCGGUAUGAGCGAAGAGUAUACGCCGGAGUACGUUCAGCGCGUUCGCGAUAAAUUCUCCGGUAAGUGGAUUUGCGGGUUAUGCUCGGAGGCAGUGAAGGAAGAGGUGGAGAAGAAUGGAGGGAGUGGAGAAGAAGCUUUGAAGUCUCACAUGAAUGUGUGUGUGAGGUUCAAUAGAAUUGGUAAGAGGUACCCAGCUUUGUUCCAGGCUGAUGCCAUGAAAGACAUAUUGAAGAAGAGUACAGGGUUAGAUGGGAGAGGAAUUAGGGCUAAGUCAAUUAGUCCUAGGGAUAGGGGAGGUGUAAAGAAGGGUGGGAUUGCAAGGAGCUCAAGUUGUAUUCCAGCCAUUACUAAGGAGAUGACUGAGCAGAAACCAGUGAAAUGAGUUACUAAAAGGCAGGGUUGUGGCCAUGUGGGGCUUUAUGGGAUCUUGAAUCCAAAAAGAGUCCUCCUUGAGAGUAACCUGGUCUUCAAAUCUUCAUCAUCACCUCCUCUCUGUCAGUUUUGUUUGUUGACAAGUCAACUUCUAUAAUUAUGAGUCUUUUUAUUACCCUUUUAUCUAGGGCUAUCUCUUGGAAUAACUCCAACCCCCUUAGUAUAUUUCCUGGAUGAUUUGAACACUCUUUUUUGAACCUGUAAUCUGGUUUUCAUGAUCAACCCUUGCAGUUUUCCCUCUAGGGUUUUUCGUCGGGUUGGUCCAGAGACACUCACCCCCUUUAUAUAUGAUAGUUUCUCUCUCUCUCUCUCUCUCUCUCUCUCUCUCUCUCUCUCUCUCUCUCUCUCUCUCUCUCUCUCUCUCUCUCAUGGAAGAUAAUAUGACUGAAAUCUCCAAUUCUGACCCUAUGCCCCAGGCACCCCAAGGACAAUAAUCUAUGUAUCAAGAUGACAUGUUUUCAUGUUUGAUCAAUGUACAUGUGAGUGUUGAUAAUUAGAACGCUCACUACAAAGGCCUCUUUUUGCAUGUGCCUUUGAUUUAAGUUUGACAUAAAUUAUGUUGGUUAUCCGCAAUAAUUUAAUGGAAUUAUAUUGUAUUU